CACGAGUUCAUCGACUGAUUAGUUACUACACUACAUAACAGCCUCUCGUUUCUUCUACUUUUCUCUUUAGAGGAGCCGAGGCAGCCAUGGAAGCUCUUACAAUUUCCUCCUCUGUUCUAUCGCUUAACUUCCCUGCUGCUUCCCCCGGCGACACACACAUAUCCAAACCCAAGUCGCCAAAUUUCCGGUGUUUUCCGGAACCCAUUUCAUCUUUCCGGGGACGGCUUACCCACAUAUCAAAAUCCAAGCUUUUUCCUUCCAACGCCAUAUCCUCACCAUCGCCGCCGUCCUCUGUUUCAGCGGAACCGUCCCCGCCGGAAAUUGAAGAAGAAGUCUCCGUCGGCGAGGAGAAGUUCGAUUGGUACGCGCAAUGGUACCCAGUGAUGCCGUUGUGUGAUCUGGACAAAAGGGUCCCACAUGCGAAGAAGGUAUUGGGGAUUGAUGUGGUGGUGUGGUGGGACAGGAACGAGAAUGCAUGGAAGGUGUUCGACGAUAUGUGUCCGCACCGCCUGGCUCCGCUCUCCGAAGGAAGGAUUGACCAAUCGGGAAGACUGCAAUGCGUUUAUCACGGUUGGUGUUUCGAUGGCUCCGGCAACUGCAAGCUCAUCCCUCAAGCUCCUCUCGAUGGCCCUCCUGUUCACACAAACAAAAGGGCAUGCGUUGCAGCUUAUCCAACGAUAGUGCAUCAUGACAUAGUGUGGUUUUGGCCCAACUCUGAUCCUCAAUACAAAGACAUCUUUGAGAAGAAGAAACCUCCAUUCAUUCCCGAGUUGGAUGAUCCAUCGUUCACUAAGCUGAUGGGGAACCGAGAUAUUGCUUACGGGUAUGAUGUAUUGGUUGAGAACCUUAUGGAUCCAGCUCAUGUUCCCUAUGCGCAUUAUGGUCUGAUGCAAACAAGGAAGCCAGAUGUAAAGAGAGACAGAGAAGGUGGGAGACCACUUGAUUUUGUAGUGAAGAAGCUAGACAUGGAUGGAUUCUAUGGAAAAUUGGAUAUGGGCAUCGGUCAAUUCACUGCACCAUGCAUCUUCUCGCUCCGUACAGAUCCUACACCCUCGGAAGAUCAAGUUAAUGGUCCUGUGGCAUCAGCUUCCGAGACCAAGAAGCCAUCAACCCAGCGCAGAAUGGCACUGGUGUUCAUUUGUAUCCCAGUUAGUCCGGGUUAUAGCAGAUUAAUAUGGGCCUUCCCGAGAAACUUUGGAGUUUGGCUUGACAAAAUUAUUCCGAGAUGGAUGUUCCAUGUUCCGCAAAACCUGAUUCUGGAUUCAGAUUUGUACCUUCUUCAUGUCGAGGAGCGCAAAAUUAAGGAAUUCGGCCCUACCAAUUGGCAGAAGGUGUGCUUCGUGCCUACUAAGUCCGACGCCCUUGUGGUUGGCUUCAGAAGAUGGUUCAACAAAUAUGCCGGUGGUGAAGUUGACUGGAGAGGCAAGUAUUCUGGCGAUCUUCCCCCAACACCCCCAAGAGAACAGCUUCUGGACAGGUACUGGACUCAUACAGUAAACUGCCAAAGUUGCAGUAGGGCACACAAGAGCCUCAAUGCCCUUGAGACCAUCCUUCAACUGGUAGCUGUUGGAUUAGUCGGCAUAGUUGCAGCAACCAUGCAAGGUGCGAUGUCAGCAGCUGCAAGAACUGGGCUGGCAAUAUUGGCAACAGCAUGCUUUGCAGCUUCGAGAUUGUUGGCUCAUUUCGUUCAUAAGAACUUCCGUUACCAUGACUACAAUCACGCUUUUGUUUGAGGCAGCGAUGGAAUGGAAGCUUCACCGAGAAGCCUUUGCUGCGAUGCGAAGCUGCUCUUAGCGCAGGGGAGAAGGUUUGAUAAACGUCUGCUGGUAGUUUUGUAUAGAUAUAAGAUAGCAGUUGUCUACAAAAGUGUAUCUUGUCAAGUGAAUCAACAUAUCAAAUACAGUAGCAACCUUGGUCAGCAGCCAACUCUUCGCCUGGAAUCGGGAGUUGUCGAGCUCAUUGUAACGAUUAAAGAAUACAGUUCAGAUUCCAGACCGUUAAAAGUUAAUCUACCCAUUGAUCCUGGGAGUCAGAGCUGUAAAUUACCAGUUGCUCUCAUCACUGCUAAUCUACGUUCUUAAUAUUAAUGCAUUGUGAUGAUGAAGUGGCCUUAGCUCCCAAUGUAUUGUUGAAGACUAUGUUCUUUGACGAUGUUUGACGAUUUUAGCAGCCAUCGACACAAUGGAGAACGGGCUUGGUUUUCAUGUGUAUCCCAGUUAGCCCAUAUCACAGUAGAGUCUACACAUAAUAUAAUACACCGAAGGGAAAAACGGGAGCCCCAUUUCAAAUUUCCUGCAACGAGAGUGAAAGUAGGAAGGACAUUUUGGUCUUCACACUUACUUUUUUUAAUUCAUUAAAAAAACACAUAGUGGGAUUCGAACCAUGACCAUUUUAAGGAAAAGUAAGAAUCAUAACCAAUCACACUAAGUACAUUUGUUGCAUCCUUUUAAAUUAAAAAGAUAUAAUAGCAGAGAGGAAAAAACCCUUCCCCCAUUUCAAAUUUCCUGCUCCAGGAGCGUUUGUAGGAAUGAUAGAAUAGGGAGUGUCAAUUUUUUCCUCUUUCCUCUGUGGAACGGGCCAACUUACCGUACACAUGUGGAUUUAAACGGGUUCAAGAGUGUCAAUUUUUUCAUUAAGCCCUUUUAUUUCUCCGUGGUGAUAAAAUAUAUAUGAAGAGACAAAAACAAUACUUCUUUUUAUUGCUAAAAAUAAAAAAUUUAACAAUAAACUAAUGCAUGGUAUCUAAUGGGCUAACCGCUAACCAUAAAAUAAAAGAGUUGAGUUGGUUUGACCUACACGGGAUUUGGCCAUCAAGUAAAACAAAUGAACAUCAUUGGUUUGACAUUCUAAAACAAGCUAUUUUCUCUGGCAUAAUAUAUUAUGCUAUUAUUUUAUAUCUUAGUGGCUAAAAUAUAAUGUAUUUUAAAGUUAUUCAAUGGUUCAACCUCGACCAACCCAAUUAGUCCAAUUUUUAUCAUUUCAAAUAUAUAUUAUAUAAUUAUUUGAAAUCAUAAUGAUCAAAUCAUAGUGUAUUUUAUAGGGAAUCGUUUGGUAUUUGUUAGUAAAAAACUAAACAGAAAGAUCUAUUUGGUUAUUUUAAACAUUAAAACGAUCCUAACAUUUUCAAUUCCUUUUGAAUUUCUAUGGUUUUAUUCCCGAAUAAGUGAUGUGCAAAUGGCAGUCAUCUCUUUUCUUUCACUAUUUUUUAUUUUCAAAUAAAAAGUUUAAAAGUAAAGAAUAAUCAGAAUUUGGCAUGGGUCGGUCAAACAGGCUGCAUUUCAAGUUUUGGCCCCUUUUGAUCAAGUCUAAUUUAUAAUCACAUGGUUCCCUGAUACCCGAUAAAAAUCUCAAUCCAAACCAGUUUGGCAGGUGAGUCCGUGUUUACCACCAUUUUCUAGGGAUACGACAACGACGGUUCCUAUCCCAAAUCGUGUUGUUCGUUCUUUAUUUCCUUAGAUUUUAUCAUAGCCUGAAAAAAACCAGAAAGCAAAUGAAGACAAGAUGAAAGUUUUAUAAACCAAAUUAAUCGGCCAACGGGCCGAGUAAAAGCUAGCAACGAUUGUGAGAUGCUCAUUUCCCGAAAACCGACGGGAUAGGCGAUUUUUUAUUCAAUUUUCUGGAAUUCAGUUUCUAUAAAACUUACUCCACCUCAUCAUAUUACCAGAAACAAUAUUGUUUCACAAGGUAACAGGUACUUGAUUUUGGUUCAUAAGGCCGAUUUUUGAUUUGUUGCAUCAUUAAUGUCUCUUUCCUGCUAAAAUUCACUAUUUUUAUCACGUGUUUCCCAAAAAAACUAUACAACAAUAAGUUAUACACCCCAUUACAUUAUCAAAUUUCAUACCUCACCUUCCUCUAGGGAUGAAAACAAAAUCCGAACCCACGGGUACCCACCCUACCCAACUCGGUCAACGCGGGUAAAAUCCGUGUUGACGGGUUUUGGGCCGGGUUUGGGUUUAAACCCGUUCAAUAUUCAUCGGGUUGGGUUGGGUUUGGGUUUAGGUAAACCCGACCCAUGGGUACCCACCCACACCCAUAUAAUUAAUUUUCUCGAUAUAUUUAAUAUUCUAAACAACUUAUCUUAUUUAUGUUUGUGGAGACAUGUCUAAUUUUUUCUUUCUAAUUGUGUAGAAUGAACUUGAUGUUAUCGAGUGGAGAGUGAAGAAACUUAAUUGAAAGGAAGAAGCUUUCAGUUAAUCAUGUUAUUUAUGGAUAAUUUGUUAUUUGCUUGAAUUUUCUAGAAUGGUAUUUUAUAUAUGGAUAAUUUGUAUUGAGAGAUUGAUAUUUGACUUUAAUUUUGAUAGCAACUUGUUAUUGUAAAUUUUUUAAGACAAAAACCUGUGGGUACCCAUGAACCCGCGGAUACCCAGGGGGUUGAGUUGGGUUUGAGUUUUUCAAACCCAGUGGAUUUUACCCCGAAUUUUUUUCACGGAUAAACCCAUGAAUUUGGAUUUGAAUUUGGCAAAACCCGACCCAUUGCCAUCCUACCUUCCUCCGGCCAACUGGCCGGGGCCCACACUAGUAGAUUAAUAUGGGCCUUCCAAGAAACUUUGGAGCCUGGCUUGACAAAAAUGUUUCAACAUGGACAACGGCAGAUCCAGGACAUAUAGAGCACUCGACCACUUUUCAUUAAAAAAAAUUAAAUAUAGUAAAAAAAUGUAUAAUGAUCGUAAUUUUCUUUAUAAUGUCAAUUAUACAUGACGUUCUUUUAGUUUAGCAAAUUCAUCGAUAAUGAAGUUUUCAUCCAUACCAAUAGCACAUUCUCUUUCAAAUAAAAUAGUUAAGUAAUCAACGAGGAAUUCAUUGCUCAUUUUGUUGCGCAAAUCAAUUUUCACAUGUUUAAUUGUUUAAAAGUUUCUCUCUGUAAUAGCCGUUAAAACGGGCAACGCCAACUCGAUGAAUCAACCGACUAAUGAAUUUGUAUUUUGUGUCCAUUCCUAUUUCCACCAGCUUCUCUAGUAGUUUUGCCAAGCGCACAAAUCUCAUAUUUCUUUUAGAGUUUUAGAUUUCAUUGUUGUUUUUUCAAAAAUGAAUUAUUGGGGAUAGAAUUUCUAAACUGAAUUUAGAGUAGCGAGUUGAAUACGUUCAUCUUAACUAUUUUCUUAGUUACACGCAGUUUUAUUGUGUCACGCCCCUCUCAUUCUCAUUCUCAUUCUCAUUCUCAUGCUUCAUAUCACCAUCACCUCCCAAAUUUCCAAGGCAAUUGCCAAACCCCCCAACAUUAAUUUGAUGGUGUCAUUUAACAGAACCUAGUGGGCAACAGUCCAACGAGGGAGCAAGUUCCCACGUUUCCCCUCAUACAUGUGUUAAUUGCUCCAUUUCCCUAGGAUACACGUAGCUCAUAUUUUGUCGGGUUAGGGGUUAUAUAAAUGAGGGUAUAGAUUCGUUGUACUAGAGGGAGAGGCAAGAGUUAGACAUUUGUUUAUAUAUUUUAGUUGCAUCGAGAGAGUAAGAGUAGUGAGGGGAUCAUGGUUAGUUGAUAUCCUAUUAAACGUGUCUAAAUGACUAUGCUUAAAGGAGAGGAGCACCUCGGAGCUCAUCUAGAUCGAGGCUUAUAGAGGAGCCAAGAAACUGUGAGUAAAUCUUAACCUAAUGCUUAUAUUAUUACGAUUAUAGUAUUCGGGUCAUGAAGUGACUCGAGUAUAGGGUAAGUUAGUAUUGUUUGAUUCGUGUGAUAUCAUAGCGUUGUUUGUAUGAAAAUGGAUGAUGACUUGUAUGUGUGCAUACUUACUUGAAUGAUCAUGUUGGUAUGUGAUAUGUAUUGUAUGAUAUAUUGCAUGAUGGUUUUUGGUAUGAUAUAUGGGCUAUGGCGAUGUGAUAUAAAAUGAGAUAUCGGGUACAUGAAACAGGGAGUAACAUUUGAGGUGCUAAAGUGAAAUGAUAGGCAAGAUACCUUGCCUAGAACGAAAGUGCAUGAUUAGAAUAUGGGAAUGGCCUAUAAGGCAUAUGAAUGAGAAAUAGCAGAAGAUGGUUAAAAGUAUACUAUCUGUAUAUGAAAGGGAAAUUGAUUGACCUAAACCAAACAUAAUGCUUGCCUUGUUGUACACUCAACACAAGAUAUGGGAAAAGGGAGAACAUGGUAUGAUGACACCGGACGGUGAUUCAUUCCGCGGUGGUAUGUGAUAUGAUGAGACUGGACUGGGUACGUCCCGCAGUGGUAUAAUGGCACCGGGUUGAGAUACGUUCCGCGGUGAUAGGUUUUAUUAGAACUAGUGUAAUCCCUAUUCCUAUAUCUUGGAAGAGUGUAUGAUUUGACAAGCUAAUGAAGUAAAAGCCACUGAAUCAACCUAACCGUGAUGUGAUUGAAUCCUUGUAUAAGGAUUUCCUAUGAUGAGAUUAUGUAAUGACUUCCUAUGAUCUGAUAUACAAAAUGUGCAUGUGGAUUAUUAUAUAGUUAUGUGAUGGUUUUCUAUGCGUUUACUAUAUUGAUAUGAUAUUGGAGUGCAUGAUGAAAUGAAUAGAUGUGUGUGUUAUCGAAUGAAAUCUCUUGUGUCGUGAUCUAUCUGUGAUGUGGUAUAUGACAUGUGUUGUGAGACCAUGCUUGAAAAUGACUAUGUAUUGUCGGUUGUUACACUAUGGUAAGUGAUAUGAAUAUGUCUUGGAUGAUAUGAGAAGUACUUCGGGGGUACAACAUCACUCGUUACUAUUUUGGUAUUGAUGUUUGUAUCAGGUUAUUGUUUACUCAUUGAGUGACGUCUCACCCCGUCAAUAUUUUUUUCCCAGAUUCAAAGGGAUCGUGAUAGAAGAAAACAAGUCGGUUGUCGUGAGGUGGAUGGCGGAACUGAACUCUCCACAUGUUUUUAUUCGGUAUACUGGGGGAAGCUUUCCUCCUGAGUCUUUUUUCUAAAUAGAUGUUGUUAAAUACGAAAUGAUUGCUAGUGAUGAUCAAUGGUGGAAGGGUGUUACAUAUUAUAAAAUAACACCGGACUAAAUGACUAAAAUCAAAAAAUUCGUAAAUGCAAUGCUAGCUCUGGAUCUAGAUGAGGGUGGGACUAUGACCCGGGGUGGCCACCCCAUGGAUCCGCCAGUAAAGAUGGAUGUUUAAAGUGUGGUUUAACUUGGAUUUGGAUUCAGAUUUGUAGCUUCUUCAUGUUGAGGUGAUUAUGUUCCUCCGAGACAACGCUUAGCUCCCUUGCGUUCGAGCAUUAACUCGCCCAAGAAACCCUUUACGCAGGAUCGCAAAAUAAUAGAAAUCAAGGAAUCCGACAUUAGAAAUUGGCAGGAGGCAUGUUUUGUUCCUACUAAGUUUGAUGCUCUGGUGGUUGGCUCCAUAACAUGGUUGAACAAAUAUAUACUGUUAAAGGAUAUGAAUUACAUUUGGUAUUUGGAUUUGUGUCAAAUUCAUAAGGUGAUUUUCAAAUACAUGUCUAGUGUAUUACUUGUCAACUUGAAAUACAUUUCAACAACUAGUGAUUUGAAAUACCUCAUAACAAAAGAUUGGACCUAUU
This is a messenger RNA of Linum trigynum, 7445 nucleotides long. The record is from the annotation of a GenBank genome assembly. Lineage: Eukaryota; Viridiplantae; Streptophyta; Magnoliopsida; Malpighiales; Linaceae.